AUGGAUCCUAUCAAAUAUUUUACAUUUUCUAUGAUCAUCUCUAUUUUAGGUCAAUCAUUUGCUUCAUUGGUUUCAAUGGUGGCGGCUGCGGAAUCAGCUAUUGGGUUAGCCAUUUUCGUUAUAACUUUCCGAGUCCGAAGGACUAUUGCUGUAGAAUUUAUUAAUAGCAUUCAAGGUUAA
This is a messenger RNA of Lathyrus sativus (Indian pea), 180 nucleotides long. The record is from the annotation of a GenBank genome assembly. NCBI's taxonomy places the organism in Eukaryota, Viridiplantae, Streptophyta, Magnoliopsida, Fabales, Fabaceae.